Molecule: messenger RNA, 492 nt
Organism: Anneissia japonica
Lineage: Eukaryota; Metazoa; Echinodermata; Crinoidea; Comatulida; Comatulidae
Product: cleavage and polyadenylation specificity factor subunit 2-like
Exons: 3
Coding region: 68-388 (106 amino acids)
Biological process (GO): mRNA 3'-end processing by stem-loop binding and cleavage
Cellular component (GO): mRNA cleavage and polyadenylation specificity factor complex
Molecular function (GO): RNA binding
Source: RefSeq, a predicted model, not a curated record
CACCUAUGACUAGCCUUAAUACAAACUGCUAUUACAGAGAAACAUUUUCCUGUUCUUUUUGUAGUUUAUGUUACUCCUAAUUUUAUUUCUCACCUAUUGUUCUACAGCUAUUACAAAUAGUAAUGAUGUGCCCACUUUGGAGCCAUUGUCCACAACGGAGAUGUUAGACCAUGAGCAAGUGUUCUUGAAUGCCCCACGGUUCCAGUCAUUAAAACAAGUGCUAGCCAGGAAUGGCAUCAACGUUGAAAUGUCUGGUGGAGUCCUGGUCUGUAACAAUCUCAUUGCAAUCAAAAGGACUGAUGGUGGUGGAAUUACGGUAGAAGGAUGUAUAUCUGAAGAAUAUUUCAAAGUGAAAGAACUUCUCUACGAACAAUAUGCAAUUGUCUGAAAGUCAGUGUACUUCCUGAACAAUUUGUAUGGCAAUGCACACGUACAGUCCAAUCAAUCAUAGGCCCUUUCCAUGAUAGAUGGAUUAUGCACAGGACAUAUGUG